Molecule: messenger RNA, 1572 nt
Organism: Mauremys reevesii (Reeves's turtle)
Lineage: Eukaryota; Metazoa; Chordata; Testudines; Geoemydidae
Gene: CPB2
Product: carboxypeptidase B2
Exons: 11
Coding region: 104-1450 (448 amino acids)
Biological process (GO): proteolysis; fibrinolysis
Molecular function (GO): metallocarboxypeptidase activity; zinc ion binding
Source: RefSeq, a predicted model, not a curated record
UAUGGACAGAAUCUCCCACAGGAAUUAAGUCACAUUUACUCAACCACAGGAAGCGGGGGACAGAGAACAGUGACAGUAUUAAAUUUUAACCACUCUUCAAAUAAUGGUUUUAGAAAUCAAUAGUGUAGGUCCUGAACCCUUGGCUUCUCUAACUGCACUUGAUUUCAUGGCAGAUGCUGUUGAGAUGAAGCUUUACCUUCUAUUUGUCACCGUAGCUAUCUGCAUUCAGCAGAAACAUGUCUUCACUUUUCAAAGUGAUCAAGUAUUAUGGGCUCUCCCACGAUCAGAGAGACAAGCUGAAUUCCUUCAGAAUUUAACCACCAACUUUGAGGUUGUUCUCUGGCAACCUGUUUCGGCUGAAAACAUUAUGAAGAACAAAGAAGUCCAUUUCUAUGUUAAUGUGUCCGAUAUAAAUGAUGUGAAAGCUGAGCUAAACCGAUCCACCAUCCCAUACAAAGUUUUGAUGGACGAUGUUCAAGGAGUUAUCAAAAAACAAACUGUCAAUGACACAGUCAACCCCCGCAGUUCGGCAUCCUAUUAUGAACAAUAUCACUCUCUGAAUGAAAUAUAUUCAUGGAUGGAAGAAAUAACAGAGAUGAAUGCUGAUCUCCUCCAGAAAAUAUAUAUUGGAUCCUCAUUUGAGAAACGACCACUUUAUAUAUUGAAGCUUUCAUCUAAUAGAGACAGAACACCCAAAAGUGCCAUAUGGAUUGACUGUGGUAUCCAUGCAAGGGAAUGGAUUGCUCCUGCUUUUUGCCUGUGGUUCAUAGGACAUACAACCUACUUCCGUGAGAAAGAUCGGACCAUGACAAGACUUCUGCAGCAUCUUGAUUUCUACGUCAUGCCUGUGAUGAAUGUAGAUGGCUAUGAAUAUACGUGGACCACUAAUCGGUUGUGGAGGAAGAGCCGCUCAAAGCACGGCAACAACAGGUGCAUUGGUACUGACAUGAACAGGAAUUUUGAUGCAGGCUGGUGUGGUAAAGGUGCCUCUCAUAAUGAUUGUCAUGAAAUAUACUGCGGACCCUAUCCUGAGUCUGAACCAGAAGUGAAAGCGGUGGCUCAUUUUCUCCAAAAGCAUAAAGAUCACAUUAAGGCAUAUAUAACUAUGCACUCUUACUCACAGAUGGUACUGUUUCCAUAUUCCUACACUAUGAAUAAAAGUAAAGACCAUGAUGAGCUGCUAUCUGUGGCAAAUAAAGUAGUUCAUUCUAUUAGAAAAACAACUCAGAAAACGUAUGAGUCUGGCCCUGGUGCACAAACUAUCUAUUUAGCUCCUGGAGGUUCAGAUGACUGGGCUUAUGAUCUUGGCAUUAAGUAUUCUUUUACCUUUGAACUUCGGGACAGAGGAACACAUGGAUUUUUGCUUCCUACAAAUCUAAUUAAGCCCACUUGUAUUGAAGCACUUAGUGGUAUCAAAACAAUAGCUUUACAUGUUAUCGACAAUAUUUAAUGUGCUAUAUUUUAAUUUGUCAUUUCAUUGCUUUAACUGGUAAUUUAGGUGACCUGAUGGGCAGUGUCAUUCAUUCAAGUGUGCUUUUUUUUAAGUUCACUCAAAUAAAAGGAAUUACUUAC